AUGGCUGACUCCUUCCAACUGUACGACCUGCGCGUCGAGGUGAUCUGCCCCGUGGGGAAGCGCAUCCUGUGCGGUGCAAAGCAGGGCGACUACUUCACCCUCAAGGGCGAAAUGAUGCAUCUCCCGGAGGGCCAGGGAAUCAGUAUAUACAGCCUGGCAUCGGUCCUCCCUCUUCUGGCUUGCAAGCAGCGUAUGACCCAUGAGCAUGACUGGAUGACCACCGAUUCGAUCAUUGCGUGCCCUGAUCCAAACUGUCCGUCGCAGUUGAGGAUUACCAGGACGGGGAUCACCGAGUUCAGGCACUCGGAGACUACGGCGGUGCCUCUAACGACCUGA
This is a messenger RNA of Aspergillus puulaauensis, 336 nucleotides long. Its product is annotated as TIGR04076 family protein. The coding region runs from base 1 to 336 and encodes 111 amino acids. NCBI's taxonomy places the organism in Eukaryota, Fungi, Ascomycota, Eurotiomycetes, Eurotiales, Aspergillaceae. The transcript is spliced from 2 exons. The record is from RefSeq and is a predicted model, not a curated record.